CAUGCGGACUGGCGAUGUUUUCUCCUGCCAUGACCACAGAAGUAGCAAGAAGAGUAACAGGCGCGAUCGAGCAGCUGAGAACAGCCACAGCCACCUUCCGAAAAUUUGUCGCCGAAUAACGCCGAUUGCGCGUUCACUUCGUUUCCUCCGCACGUGCGUCGACGUCGACCACUCACACAUUGCCGAAAUGCUGCCGACGGCGCCUCAGAACCUCGUUUUCCUGGUUUGCACUUGCCUGCUCGUACAGGCCGCCUCCUCAGAUAAGGACGAGCCCUGCAGGUUCAGUGACAUUGAGUCGUGCGGCCAAAACGAGCUGUGCGUGCAGAAUCAACAGAAGUCCUCGGUGGGAGUUUGUAAGUGCGUGCCAGGAUUCAAAAGGAAGAGUAGCGGAGAAUGCACCGAGCAGAAUGCUUUGCCCACCACCACCCCAGGAAGCCUUCCGACUGCUUCACCACACAUUAAUGGACCCACAAAACAUGAUGCUGUAGUCAGCCACGUCUUGGUGCCUGUUGUGCUUAUUUUAGGCUUGGCCAUUGGACUCGUUUACCUGGGCCACAGAUACAACUGGCCCGGCAGAGCUAGGGUCUUCACUCAAAGGAUGAUGGCAUCUCGAAGAACAAAUGAUGUGCUGAUUCGAGGACCAGAUGACGACGAUGACCCAAUAGCGUGAGAAAGGCCAGCCCAAAGCUGUGUUUAGCGAGGAACGCUGUUUGAGUGCGGCUGCAGCUUGUGGGUGAAUUGCUUGGCAUUGGGAAAGUGAGGCUAGCGGAGAGAAAUGGCCACCCUCAAUAUUUUGUACCAAAUGAAUUCUAUAGAUAAUCAUAAUCAGACAACUCAAUUCUGUUUCACAAUUGGUUUUACUAGAAUGCCAUUGCUGAAGAUGUAAUUGUGAAAGAAAAGAGUGAGAAAUAGGCAUUCAGACUCUCAAGAAAGACACUAAUUGCAUUAAGUUUAGUUGAGAUAUUAUUAUAUAAUUAUUCCACAUCAAUUGUUCCAUUACUUGUUCCCAAGUUGAUUAAUUCUAUGGACCUCUAACAUUCACUCAAGUCAUUAAUUUAAAUUUGUAGCAAACUGUGAUGAAAUACCCGAAAUACCUAGAUAUUUCUGUUAUGCAUAGCUUGACUGCUUUAUGUGUAAGCAUUGAAAAAGAACUGUAAACAAUUUCUGUAUAUUAACGAUUAAAAAUUAUUGGUAGAAGUAGCACACACUUA
This is a messenger RNA of Cloeon dipterum, 1211 nucleotides long. RefSeq lists its product as uncharacterized. The record is from RefSeq and is a predicted model, not a curated record. The transcript has 3 exons. Bases 2 to 670 code for a protein of 222 amino acids. NCBI's taxonomy places the organism in Eukaryota, Metazoa, Arthropoda, Insecta, Ephemeroptera, Baetidae.